Messenger RNA from Peromyscus maniculatus bairdii (prairie deer mouse), 3763 nucleotides. RefSeq names its product centromere protein C (gene Cenpc). Gene Ontology annotation, cellular component: kinetochore. Gene Ontology annotation, molecular function: centromeric DNA binding. Gene Ontology annotation, biological process: spindle attachment to meiosis I kinetochore; kinetochore assembly; attachment of mitotic spindle microtubules to kinetochore. The record is from RefSeq and is a predicted model, not a curated record. NCBI's taxonomy places the organism in Eukaryota, Metazoa, Chordata, Mammalia, Rodentia, Cricetidae.
CUGCGCGGUGCGUUCUGCGCACGCGCAGCAGUUUUUGAAUCCUCCGCCUCUGCUGUUUAUUUAGGGCCAAGUCUGCCGUGCGGAUCCGGCGGCUCCUGGGCCGCCUCCGGCCGCCGUUUGCCUCUCGGCCUGCGGGGUUUAUUCUUUUUUCCACCCUCCUGGAACCUUGGCCUGCGGGGGCUUCCCUCUCAGGCCUCAGUCGGGCAUCGUGGGCCGGAAACAUGGCCUCCUUCCAUCUGGAUCAUCUAAAAAAUUACCACAGAAGAUUUUGCCGGCCUUCCAGAGCGCCCAACAUUCAAGCAAAGCAAGGCCAGAAUGUGCUGGAUAUCUUACAAGACUGUUUUGAAGAACAAAAUUCUCCAGAGUCCUUGCGUUGUUCCACACCUAAAGUGAAAGAUAAUCAUAAUCAAUCAGCAGGCAAAGAGAUUAAUGUAUUUCUUUGUGCUCAGUGCCAGGCAUCAUGUUCAAAAUCAGUUCUGGGUUCUUCAAGGAGCAAAGAAGCUUUUCUGCAAGUUGCUGCAGAACUGAGUGAAGCUGCUCAUGGAUCAGUUCAGGCUAAUGAAGUUCAUCCGAAAAUUCCGGCUACUGAUGUUUCUAAAAGUACAGCGGACUCAAACAACAUGUCAAGUAAAAAAACAAAUGGUCACCACAGUGCCACCAAUGCUGACUUUGUCUUACCUGGUGGCUCCCCUGUGGUUCUUUUGGGUGCAAAAGCAUCUGAAUUGCAGAAUGUUAUUUCAUCUCUUAGCCAAAAAAGAGUGGCUUCCGUCUUAAGAAAUUCAGGAGAUACAAAAUCUUCAAAUACAGACAUUUCUCUUAAAACCAGGAAAAGGUUAAACUUUGAAGAUAAAAGUAUUUUGAACAAAGCAGAAAUAGAGAACAAUGUAUUAGAAGAAGAUAGCACAUCAGAAGUACAAGAAGGAAUAGCAUCAGAAACGUCUCAGAGAAGACAAGAUUUGAGCAAUGAAAUCCAACCACGAUCUAAGAAGAGUUUUUCAGCAUUGUAUUUAGAAACUGUCAAGAGGAAAAGUGAAUCUAGUUCCAUUGUUAGGCAUACAACAGCAGUUCGACCUCUUUCAUCUCCUCCAAAUGACAUGAAAUUAUUAGAAGAUGAAUUUAUUAUUGAUGAGUCAGAUAGAAGUUUUGCAAGUCAACCUUGGGUGACAAUACCAAGAAAAAGCAGACCUCUGAGACAGCACUUGCCAUCUCCUGAAAACAUUGGAACUCCUAAAGAUAAGAAGUCAAGAGAAAAACCUCAUAGUGUGUCAGCUAAGACUUUGAUAAGUGGCUCCCAGUCUCAUAAGGCUCCCCCAAAAGAGAAAUCUCAGCCUUCUGUUGAAAACCUCCUGGGGAUUAGUCGUACGGAUGAAUUGGAAAAUGACUGUAGAUCUACAGAAAAUAAAAUGCAUUCUGAGAAUGCUAAAGAACCAUCUGGAAGCAAAAGGACUGUAAGACAGCAGCAGAGAAGAGCAUCAAAGCCUACAAUAGUUGAAGAGCAGGUUAACGUGCAAAAGGGUAGAAAGGGGAAGAGGAACAUGCCAAACACUGGCCGGGACAAGUCACAUGUAAAUUCAGAAAGAAAUAUGGAAGACUGUGAAGAGGUGAGAAAUGAGCCUGUUCCCAAGAAACAGAUGCUGCCUGUUGAAAACAAGAAAAAAAAGCAUAGCACCCAAAAAGAUAAGGAAAAAUCCAGAGAGAAAUGUGUUUCUGGUGGGUCUAAGGACAAAUGUGUGCCUGACGAAGUGUCUCUGAGUGUCAGGAGAAGUUGUAGAAUUUCUCACCAUCCAUCUGAGUGGUGGCUGGUAAAACCAGAGGAAGGUUCUGUUAAUAGGAGUUCUUCAAGAGAAAAUGAAUCGUCAGGGGUGGAUCACAAUAGAAGAAAACGGGCUAAGAAAAAUCAGUUACCUGCGAAUCCUGGGAAAAAACCCUUUCCAUCAAAAAGACAGAAGACAGAGAGCAGCUCGAGAGUACAGAAGUCUUCCAACGUUAAGGGUUCUAGAGGAAGUGUUAGUCAUGAUGAAAUCUCUGGUUCCCAGAGUGAGCCAUUGGAAAACAAUGAGGCAGACCCAACUCAGAUGAAAAGUCUGGAUAUUUCUGGACCUACACGAGGCUCUAAGUAUCAAAACAGUAUUAUGACUUCACAAAAUGUUCGUUUAAAGUCUCAUACUGGGAAAUAUACAAGUAAGACACCAAUAGAGUCUAUUUCGGAUUCAGGCGAGCCUAAAAAUUCGAUUUGGGAAGAAAGUGGACCUUCCCGGUUCAAGGAUCAUUUAAUGUCUGGAAGCAGUAAUUCUGAUGUGGGUGGUGAAAAGGAGAGUUUGGAUUUAAGAAUAAGAAGUUCUAAUGUGCCACCAGACGGGAAUAUACAUCACAAAUUCGUACUGCCCUCCAGAUCACCAAAUGUUCGUAGAACAAAGAGAAUACGUUUGAAACCUCUGGAAUAUUGGCGAGGGGAACGGAUAGAUUACCAAGAAAGGCCAUCGGGAAGAAUUGUCAUUGGAAUAUUAUCCCCACCUCCAGUAUCACCCAGAAGAAAGUCGAAAAGAAACCUGGCCAAAGUCACCAAAAAAGCUAACAGGAAACGGAUCCAUCGUGAUAACUAUGAAAAGGAUAGGUUAGUAGUGAAUCUGGAUAUAACUCUAGGAGAUCCCUUUCAGGCAACGUUGGCAAAGGACCCAGAAACAAGAGAGAUUGUCCCUAUGGAUCUUAUAAGACCACGAGAUACAUACCAAUUUUUUAUGGAGCAACAUGGUUUGCAAGUUUUUAAAACAAUGGAUACAGCAGUUUUUUCUACUGGAAAAUUGGUUUUAGGACCCCAUGAAGAAAAAGGAAAGCAACAUGUUGGCCAAGAUAUAUUGAAACUGCAAGAAGACAACAUGGAAGGUCUCUAGAUCGAACUACUAGUUUACAGGGAAUGAAAGAAAGCUGAAACUGAAUAUAAUGAGCAAAGUCCUGCUGUGUAUAUAGGAGAGCAGUAGGAACUGAAAAGAGAGAGAGGACCAGGUAAAACCUCUAUGUCAGGGCUUCCCAACAUAGCACUGCUGACAUUUUGCCCUGGGUGAUAGUUUUUAUUGAAGCAGGGAGCUAUCCUAUAUAUAGAAGGGUAUUUAGAAGCUUCCCUAGAGUCUCCCUACUGGUAUCACACGAGACAGUGGCAGUUAGGUUUUCAGAAACUGUUGUAUCUUGAGGAGAACAAUCAAUCAGCCUUUAUUGAAACCACUGCUAUUGGCUGAAAGGACUGACCAGUCACUGUGUUCACCUCUAAUGUGUAUCCUAGUCCAAAAAAAAUCUUGCAAAUAUGUGGUUGACACAAUUAGAACUUUGAACAUUAAUUUUAGCGAUGACAAUAUUGUGGUUAUAUUCUUAUAAAGGACUUAAUCUUUUAGUACACAAUGAAUGCUUAUGAACUAUUUAUGCUAGGCUUUCUUCUCAAAUACUAACUAAUGAAGGAAAUAGACUGUAUAUUGGACAGGUAGUUUGUUAUAGGUAUUCAUAGAUGUUUGCCAUUUAGUUCUGUUUUUGUCUGUAUCAAAUUCUUGUGUGUGUGUGUGUGUGUGUAUGUGAAUGUGCUUGUGUGUUGGUGGGGCUGCAUGUGUAUGGGUAGGGUAUACAUAUGCACAUGGAAAUCGGGUUGAUUGCAGUUGCUUUUCUACCUUAUUCUCUGAGAUAGUCUUUCCUAAACUUGGAGCUCUCCAAUUGGCUAGACUGGCUGGGCAAUGAUACCCUAGGAUCUUCCUGUCUUCACCACCCAUGCACUGGUAUU